Molecule: messenger RNA, 12071 nt
Organism: Alligator sinensis (Chinese alligator)
Lineage: Eukaryota; Metazoa; Chordata; Crocodylia; Alligatoridae
Product: diacylglycerol kinase beta-like
Exons: 27
Coding region: 379-3111 (910 amino acids)
Biological process (GO): intracellular signal transduction; diacylglycerol metabolic process; lipid phosphorylation
Cellular component (GO): plasma membrane
Molecular function (GO): ATP-dependent diacylglycerol kinase activity; calcium ion binding
Source: RefSeq, a predicted model, not a curated record
UAUGGACAUGUGUGUCACUCUGAGCGUCUGGCUGUUCAGGAUGGAUAUUUUGACCAUCUACAACAGCAUGCAUUGUAAAUGCUGCGUCUCACUUUCUAAGGAGAGAAGACAAUGAAGUAGAGUUCAUCGCUUGGCUUCUCUGAAGUUUGUCCUCACGGAAUCACUCAUGUCAUGGUCGUGAAGAUGACUGUGAAAGAAGAGACCUCAGCGCUAGCCCUGGAGGUGAUGUGAAGUAUGUACCUUGCUCCCUGUGACACUGUGGACAUGGAACUGCAGCAAUGAACCCAGACAACUCCUAGCUCCAAAGACAACCCCUUGCUGUGGAUCUUUAUUCCCCCUUUAUUGUGGACUUGGUCUUCCCAAGGGCUCACCUGAAAAAUGAGUGAUGGUGUGUGGAUCUCCCUCAGUCCGACAGAGUUUGCUCAACUCCAGCAAUACACUGAUUAUUCUAGUAAGAAACUCAAGGAUGUCUUGGAAGAGUUCCACGGGGAUGGAGUCCUCUCCAAAUAUAACCCAGAACAGAAGCAAGACACCUUGAACCAACCCAUUGACUAUGAGGGCUUCUGGCUCUUCAUGAAGACGUACCUGGAGGUGGAUAUCCCAGAGGAGCUUUGCCAGCACCUCUUCAUGUCCUUCAAACGCAAGGUCUGCCAGUAUUCCCCAGAGCCGCAGCAGCAAAGUUCUAGCGUCUCUCAGCUCAAUGCACUCGAGUCAAAGUCCAUCGAUGCGGGCAUCUCCAUUCAGACCGAAGUGGCUUGCGCCCCUGUCACAGGGAUGAAUGGGAAAACUCUCUUAAGUGCCUUGGGAAGACACACUCCGGAGUCCAGGAGCUCCCAAGCUAACCUGACAGACCAGCCACCAGCCACUCUGACCCCUGCGCCUAUUGCCAACAACAGUGCCAUUGGGAACGCCUCUCCCAGCUGGUCCAGGUCAUCCUCCCAGAAAUCCACUGCCGGCACCCCUUCUGCCCACAACUCCUCAGGGUCUUCGAAGAUCUCCUCUGGGUCUCUGCUCAACCCGCAAUCUCCAGGCGGAAGGAGCUUGGAGAAGAGGUUACCUUUCAGCCUCCGGAAGACUCACAACUCUUUGAAAACGGCCAACGCACACCCGCCAGCCCCAGUGGCUCCUGUAGUGUACUUGAAGGACAUUGUCUGUUACCUGUCGCUGCUGGAAAGAGGACGGGCUGAGGAUAAGCUGGAGUUUAUGUUUCGCCUGUAUGAUACGGAUGGCAACGGCCUUCUGGACAACUCGGAGCUGGAUCGAAUCAUAAAUCAGAUGGUGCAUGUAGCAGAAUACCUGGAGUGGGACUCAACAGAGUUAAAACCAAUUUUGAAGGAGAUGAUGGAGGAAAUUGACUAUGAUCAUGAUGGGACUGUGACGCUGGAAGAGUGGAUCCGGGGUGGAAUGACCACCAUCCCCUUGCUGGUCUUGUUGGGGAUGGAGACGAAUGUGAAGGAUGAUGGGCAGCAUGCCUGGAGACUGAAGCACUUCAAGAAACCUGCCUACUGCAACUUCUGCCGCACCAUACUCCUAGGAGUCCGGAAGCAGGGCCUGUGCUGUUCCUUUUGUAAAUAUACUGUCCAUGAAAGGUGCGUGUCCAAAGAAAUCGCCUCCUGCAUCAGCACUUAUGUGAAAUCCAAGAGAAACACAAAUGUGAUGCAGCACACAUGGAUUGAGGGCAACUCCCCAGUCAAGUGUGACCGGUGCCACAAAAGUAUCAAAUGCUACCAGGGUAUUACCGGGCUACACUGUGUAUGGUGCCAAAUCACACUUCAUAACAAAUGUGCCUCUCAUGUGAAGCCAGAGUGUGAUGGAGGGCAGCUCAAGGACCACAUCUUGCUGCCUUCCUACAUCUGCCCAGUUGUUCUGGAAAGACAGCCCCAUUCAAGGAAAUCAGACAGCGAUUCUCCUGCCAGCACCAGUCCAGAUGAUGCCAACCAGACCUUCAAGUUCAAUUCUACCACCGUGGAUGGGCAAGGCUUGCAGAUCAGCCCCCGGCCUGGGACACACCCGCUGCUGGUGUUUGUGAACCCCAAGAGUGGAGGGAGACAGGGAGAAAGAGUUCUUCGGAAAUUCCAUUAUCUGCUCAACCCCAGACAAGUGUACAACCUGGACCGAGGGGGACCAACUCCUGGAUUGAAUUUUUUCCAUGACACCCCAGACUUUCGUGUUUUGGCCUGUGGAGGGGAUGGGACGGUCGGAUGGAUCCUGGACUGCAUAGACAAAUUGAACCUACCGAAGCACCCGCCUGUGGCCAUCCUACCGCUGGGAACUGGCAACGACCUCGCCAGGUGUCUGCGCUGGGGAGGAGGUUAUGAAGGUGGCAAUUUGUUGAAGGUCCUGAAGGACAUUGAGCACAGCACCGAGAUCAUGCUGGACCGGUGGCGAAUUGAUGUGAUCCCCAACAACGAGGAGGAGAAUGGGGACCCUGUCCCAUACAGCAUCAUCAACAACUAUUUCUCCAUUGGAGUGGAUGCAUCCAUCGCACAUAGAUUCCACAUGAUGAGAGAAAAGCAUCCUGAGAAAUUCAACAGCAGGAUGAAGAACAAGCUGUGGUACUUUGAAUUUGGCACAACAGAAACCUUCGCUGCCACCUGCAAGAAGCUCCAUGACUAUGUGGAGAUUGAGUGUGAUGGAACGCUUCUGGACCUGAGCAACACCUCGCUGGAGGGCAUCGCAGUCCUCAACAUUCCCAGCAUGUAUGGGGGCUCCAACCUGUGGGGAGAGACCAAGAAACAGCGCAGCUACAACCGGAUGAGCAAGAAAGUACCUGAGAAGCUGCAUUCCACCGUGGUCACUGAUGCCAAGGAACUCAAGUUUUGCGUCCAAGACCUCAGUGACCAGCUCCUGGAAGUGGUGGGUCUCGAGGGGGCAAUGGAGAUGGGGCAGAUCUACACUGGACUGAAGAGUGCCGGCAAGAGACUGGCUCAGUGUUCAGCCGUCACCAUCAGGACAACUAAGCUGCUGCCCAUGCAGGUGGACGGGGAGCCCUGGAUGCAGCCGCCCUGCACCAUAAAAAUCACCCACAAAAGCCAAGUGCCAAUGUUGCUGGGCCCACCCCAGAAGAGCAGCUUCUUCUUUCUGAGGAGAAGAAACCGAACUCGAGACUAAUGUGUACCUGAGCAGAGAACUCCGGUUCAGAAGCAGUGGUUCUGCAUCCUGAUGGCAACUGUCGCAACAAAACCCAGUGGAUUAGAAACCUUCAUCUCUCCUGAUUUCCUUACUUCUCUUUCUUCUGUGGAAACCUCAGAUCAGAGGCAGCAUCUUGAACACUUGAUGGGAAACAGCAUUGCCGGUCACAGGAUGCGACCACUGGAAAUGGGACGUGGUCUGCAGUUUUACACACUUGCGCACAUGUACACGCACACACUCACAACACUGCAGGCAGGCAGAGCAUGGGUAGUUUAAAAAGACAUUUUCCCCAACAUUUCUGAAACUGAGGAGGGGAAAUAAAAUCUCUGGGACCCACAGAAAAGAUUUGUCCAUGACGAAGCUUGGGAUCUUUCAAGACGAUCCUCAGUGAAUGUCAGCCUUCUUCAACUGGGCCCAAAGUGAACAAACAAAGGCAGCUUGCAACUGAUGAAGUAUAAUAUCUGGCAUGACGCUGCAAAGGAGAGUUGGCUUCUGUCCUUUUAUUUAAAUAACUUACCCCCUACCAAGGCACAGAGGGAACAUGGAAGCCAGGCUUCACUUAUUUAUUUUUUAGUCCUGUCAGAUGACGCUGUGUUUGGCUGCACUGUCCCUGUGGUCACCAAAUCCUACACGUUCAAAAGGCUAUUUAUUUUCUUAGCAUAGAGAACACCGAGGAGAGGAGCUGGGAGGCUGGCCGUCGUCUCUCAAACAGUUGUAAUAACAUGCUUUCAACCCCCUCGACUAGCUUUUCUUUGAAAAAACAGAAGCGAGGUUGUUAUUCAGAGGCAAGCGAUCCUUGGAAAGAGGGAGCCAGAAGGGAUGGGGGCGGCUGCAAAAGAGAGAGACCUUUCUUUGGGUACAGAGAACAAACUCAGGGUAAACUGAGUGUCUCUGCUUGGGAUGUGUAAUGACUUGAACCUGGUCCUUUCAGCACAGCUGCCUGCCUCUGUGGACCCUGAAUCGCUGAGUCCAAGUUUGGACCCCCAAAUCUGUGUUUUUAUUUAUAUAUUUAUUUAACAAAUGCCUUUCUUGCUUUUUUUUUUUAAAAUAAGAAAGAGUUCGACAAGAAUGAAAUUUCUCCCUUCUUGUUGGCUGUUCUGAGUAAGGAGAAAACCCAGCUGCCCUUUCACGAGAUUUGAUUUAGUUCACUGACACCCAGCCCAAGCCAGAUUUUGGAUGGAACAUGGUUACCUCCAUGUGCAGUAUCAUCACAACCAGCAGCAGGCACCUGAAUGGCUUUAGAAGGUGCACGAAGCCUGGGGAUGAAACCAAAGCAAGCCCAGAGCUAGCCCGGCAGAAAGCUGUGUUUGCUUUCUAAAGCCCGACUUUGCAGGGGAGAAAUGUAAUGAGUUCACCCCAAAGGGAGCCAAGCAACCCAAAGUUGGGUGUGUGUGAUUCUGACACAGGAGCUACCUGUUUCUAUACCUCCCAGCUCUGGAGAUCUGCUGUCAAGUCUUAGUUCUUCUCUGUUAGUCUCCUUCUACUCUGUAGUGGGGUUGGUAGGUAGGCAGAGUCCUGCCGGGCAGAGCUGUGGGAGGGAAGCUUCCUCAAUAUCUGACUGUCCUGCUCUCGCUAGCACAUGGACAAGUAAGGGCAGACACUCGGGCACAGCCAGGAGAGAACUGGUACUGCCCAGUGAAAGCAUGUGGGCCUGGCCAUUCUUCUCCAAGUGUUUCUUGGCCAUAGGGCAACAUCAGGCUCUAUCUGACUAUGCUGCGACUCACGGCUCUCUGCAGCAGUGUCUGGCACUGGUUCUAGCCAUUACAUUGUGGGACAGUGCCAGCAAGGGGCUUGUGUUACCACAGCUCCAGGAAAGAGCAGGGAGAGCCACUUGCUGCUGGGAGCCGGGAUACCACACUUGUCACUGGUGUGCAAGCGUCUUCCUUACUUGCCCCUGCACAGAGUAGCUAAGUGGAAUCUUCCUCUUCCUUAAAAUUGUGGGAAAGGACAAAAGCCAUCAAUCCUGAGGUGUGUCCCUGUCCCAGCCAAGUACAUGGGAAGAGGAGGAGUUCCUGCCUAGGGAAAACACUUUAAAUAUGCUAGGAAAGCAGGAAGGCACCACUGGGCAUUGCAUGAAUCCAUCUGCAUGGUUACGGAGAGAUGCACUGCAGUAGCUGGCCAGGGAGCUCUCUGCCUCUUCUGGGAAGUGGUGCUUUCUAGUUCCCUCCAGGCUGGUAAAAUGCUCCUGAACAUGACUUAGUGUUUUUGAGGGGAAGAGGAGAGGAGAGGAGGGCAAAAGGAAGAGAAAAUAACCCAACUCUUGCUCCUGAGCAGUUGUGCUGCCUUUGUGGUGAUGGGUGUGAACAGAAGUGGGAGAGGGGACACAUUCCUUGCAAAGUGCUGGCCCUGGGGAGGAAGCAGUCAGCGCCGUUCUGGUUUGGAAAGAAAAUGGACUUUCUUUGGAAUUCUGCUAACUAGUUGCCUGGGUGGUUUCCCCACGGCCUCCACAGGGUGACCUUACAUUGAACCAAGUGUCCUGAUGGUCCAGGAGCAGAAGACCCCUGCUAGGUUUUCAUGGUGAUGUACGCCGCACAAGCAGCUCCCGAGGUUUCCCCAUUCUAAGGUAAAAAGGCCCUUUUCCAGCCUCUCCUCAUAUAUAAACUGGUUUUUUGCACACUCAACUCUGAACGUCUCCGAUUUAUUGUCUCUGGAGACCCUACUUCAGAGAAGUGACUUGGGACAAGUGCACCAGGCUGAUGGAGUUUAGGCACGGGUCCAAACGGAGGUUGUUUUUCACACAGGCUGUUCAUCUACCACCUCACCCCAGCUUAAUGGGAUCCUCCCGGGGCCUCUCUCAGCCCUCCAUGGUGUUCAGUCCAGGACAAGCCACUUCUUGCCGAUUGCCUUGUCUAGCAAAGAAAUGUGUCAGCAAGUUGAAGCCACUGCCCUUGCUCCCUGUGAAAGGUCUCUGAGGCAAGGAGGGCCAGGGUCUCCCUGAGAACAGCAUAGACCUUGCUUGUGGGCAGGCUCAAAAUACCUGUAGAUGGACUCUGCAAAAUGCAGCUGAUGGGUGGUAGUAACACAGCCUGAAUAUCUUGAUCCGCUUCCCUCCCAGAGGACAACCAACAGGCUUCAUUCCUGAUCUAGGCUGGAACGCCGCUAACAAGGGUCAAGGGCAGAUGAGGAGUCUAUAUACUGUGAGAAGACUCCACAGGCUUCUUCAUGACUGGACCACAAAGAGCUGAGAUUCUGGACAUGAUGAACUCUGUUGCCAAUGUUGGGUAGCAACCUGCUGAGCUUAAGCCACGAGUUGCGUGCCAGACAAAGGGAGGUGCUGGCAAUCUCUGUUAGUGCAGGAUGUCACCCCAGCCAGGAAAGGCACCGCUGUAAAUCCUGGACUGUGGAAUAAAGCUCCCCCAGCUGGAAUGCAGACAGAUAUGGGUAGCCAGAGACCACAGCCCCUUUCCUACUCCCAGGAGGCUGAGUUACACAGACGGCAGUCUGAGCUCAUGGACCUCUGCACUGUAACCAGCAAACAGCAGGAAGAAUGUCACUGAGCCUUCUGGGUAACCCAGCUGUGCCCAAACUAUCCCAGUGGUGUGCUGGGCGAGGCUGUGAUAGCAGGAGCAAGACUAUGAAAAACCUACCUGAUGCCAUUUGCUGACUUUGCCCCAGGCACUCUGGCUGUCUCCCUUCUCACUUUGAUGGUUGCAGGGUAUCUGGGUAUGCAGGGCGCUGGACCAUGAGGAGCAGAGCUCAUGUGCCAAGCGUGGAAACAGCAUGUGGGUGCAGGGAAAGCAGUGAACUGAUACAGCCUGUGAGUUUCUGCUAAUACAUGUGGAUUGAAGCCAUGUGCGGCUUGGCUGGCCCAGCUGGGCUGUGAACUCGGGCUUUCCCUAGACAGUCUGAAGAGAGGCAGAGCCAUGGCGAACAGAAGGAGCGAGCCUGGAAUCAUUCCCCACUCUCCAGCAUCUCCCCCCGUCUGGUCACCAGCAGAGUAAGCUUCUUUCCCCUGUCCCAAGCCUCUCCUCCCCAUCUCCAGGCUUGGAACAUAGUGGAAGUUGCUGAUUUUCUGCCUGCCAGACAACACUAUCUCUACUUCUUCCCAAAUCAGGCUUCCCUCCACAGUGUGCUGUAUUGAGCAAGGAAGCCAGGAGCUAGAGGGCCACUGGUCACUGCUCAGAAGACACCAAAGCAGCUCCAAGAAGCUGGACAGCAACACUUCCAGGGGAAGGGGCUUUCUCCUCCCCUCCUAUAGCCAUGGAGCAGAUGAACACCUGGUGGUGGUUCAUUUCUGUUCCCAUGUUACCUUCUCCUGGCCAUACCAGGGAACACCAGCUGGGGAGAACAGCAGUGCCAGGCUCCUCAGCAAAUAGCAGUGUGAGAGGAAGAAGUAUUAGCAGUGCAGAUGGGUGAUUGCCAUCAUUAGGUUUCAGAGUCAGAAUGCAAUGGACCCGAUGAGGGCAAUUUGUCCUUCUCCAAGGUGCGCUGAUGCUGCAGUGAUGGGUAAACUAAAACUGUGAAAUGACGCACUUGCACUUCAAGUGGCAGAUGGCACUGCAGGGGUCUGCUUCUGAGCUUAUCCACACUGGCAGGAAUGGGUGUAUUAAACUGAAAAGUCCCAUAAAUAGGUGGCAGUAAAAUCAUUCAUCUUUCCCUCACUGGAGGCCUGACGGGUGCAGCAAAGGGAAAGGACAUUUCUUGCAUCAGCAGGAUGUCAGCUGGCUUCCAGAGGCCCUUUGGCUGGGAUGAGCAAGAUGCCUUUUUCUUCUUUCAUCCCCGGGCAGGUGGGUUUCCAUUCUGAAAGGACAGCUAGAGGGGCCUGUCCAUGAUGCACCAAGAAAGGUACCAUUGUUGCCAGAUGGAGAUGCAUGAGAUGCAUGCAAGGAGACAGCAGCAAACACAGCCCCAGAGAUGCUUGCACAACCCGAGCCCAGCCAUCCCUGCAAGACAGGAAGGGGGCAGUCUGAGAAAAUGAAGAGCAGACAGGCAUCACCAGAGUGGAAGAAGAUAGAUCCACUGGGCUGCACCAGAGCCACUCAGACGAAGUGGGUGGCUCUGCAGUCUUCUGGAUACCAGAGCAAGAGAUGUUCCCCUACCUCCUAAAGAAGCUUGGGGAUGUCCUUUCAUUGUGCUCCUCACAAUGAGCAAACUACAUGAGCAAACAGACUGAAGCAUAGUGUUAUCUGUCUAGCAUGAGGCCUGGAGACCUGGUGACCUAUGCCACCCUACAAGACUCAUGCCUGGAGACCAGCUGAGCAGGACAUGGGUAGGGGAGAGAGGAGGGUGUGACCUGAGCCAGCCUUAAAUGACUUUAAGGCCAGCAGCCAGGCUCCAGGUACACAGCUGGAAGCAAAGUGAGCCGAGUCAGUUCAGUGGGUUUUGAAAGGGGAGCAUCUCCUCUGAUAUGGUAUAGUCUCCUUGGCUGAGUACUACAGUAGAAGAUAAAGCUACUCUCCAGCUGAAGUUGAGAGACAUUAACUAACCUUGUCUUGGGCAUAUACCAAAAUCCAAGGGGCACAGGUAACAGGCAGUGUAGACUGGAAAUACUGAUAUGUUGGGAGAGUGACAUAAAGGGCACGGCUAGACCUGCCAGAGGGUCUCACUGCACUAAUGGAAGGGAUUGUUCCAGAGGACAGUGGUGGAGAGGUGGCUCCAUAUUUCCAUGUAUUUGCCCUGCCAGCAAGGUAUGAGGUGGUGAGAAUGAGGGGAGAAGCAGGAUGUUACAGACAAGGGAAAACCACAGGAAAAUCGAACACUGCUGCUGGUGACCCCUAUGGCUCUGAAAGUGCCAUGGAGAGAGGCAAGGACACUGCGUGUGAUGCCAUUCUCAAGCUGCUGACCACGGGGAGGCGAGAGACCCCUCCACAGGAAAUGGAAACUAGAUCUAGAGAUCAGUGUGAUGGGGAGAUGACGAGGGAAUCCUCUAAUGUCCUACCAAGCCCUGACAACUACUCCUCACCUGUCCUGGAGAGGCAGGAGGUAAAGCAGAAUUUGGAGGAAAAAGCUAAGAUAUGAACCCUCCAAAAACCAGGAGGAGCAACCAUGGCAGCUUUCAUCUGGUAUUGCAUCUCACUUAAAGUUGUGGUCAAACAGCAGAGCAAAGAUUAACCAUGCAGGCCACCCUUCUCAGAAGUGGCACCACUUGUGAAUAAAAGGUCCAUUUCUUUCCCUUCCUGCUACAGCACAGAAACAACACCUCAGCAACCAAUCUACAGGCCCUUUCACUGGCUGUCAAAUACCACUCAGGCCAGAGAGGGUUCAAAAGGAGAAAUCUAAGAACCCAACCAAUUUCAAAAUCCUGAGCCCCAAGCACCAUGUACAGAGCACCAGCUGUGCCAGGCAGACUCGACUGCUUUGGAAUGGAAAAGCAGAAAAUGAGUGACUAAGAGAAUGCACCGGGUGUCUGGACUUUUGUAAAGCAUCUUAGUCGGUGUUCCCUGAAAUCUUAAUUGAAAAAGAUCAUUCCAAUUAAUUCGGAUUUAGGAACUGUCCCAUGGGCUGGGAGCUGCCUGGGGGACACUCAAUAACAGCUAAUGCUUAAUGGCAAUGUAUAGAGUCUGGGGGGAGAUGUUCUGUGAAUCAGAUGUCCAGACUGACCAGACUGGAGAGGGUUGCAAAGACCAAGGAGGCCAGAGAAGCAAUACCAUGGGAAAUGUAAGCAGGGGAUGAAAUGCAUUCAUCUGGCAAGAACAUACUCUGAUAUGCAGGAGGAAGAAUUGUUGCUCGAAUGCACAUGGGAAAUAAUCAUGUCCAAAGAGACUGACUGCAGAGGUAAUGUGUAAUGCGGGGUCUCCAAAUUAUAAAGGAGCUAGCAAUUGAUGGGGAAAUGUUUCUGAAAAAAACAAGAGCCAGUUUCCUCCUGUGCUACGGUUGCGAGGGCCUACUUGGAGUUGCAUCAUGGAUGAGACUGGCCCACUCUGCGUGAGAGCAACAAGCAUUUUCUAGCUUUCUGCACAUCAUGCCCCAGAUCAAGGAGGGAACAAUCCUUUUCUGUGACGCUGAAGGGGCUUUUAUGAAAAUAGUGCUGUAGAGGCGUAGGGCAAUGGAGAGAAAGCUGGGAAGGGUGCAACUAUAGAACAUGGCGUGAAUCGGGAGGAAGGAAGGACAAAAUCUGUUCCAUAGGCACGGGGAACAAAGGAGGCAUGUGACACUCAUUGCCAUGGUGGGUGAACCCCAAGGAGGCAGAAGGGGUGUUGAGACUCAGCUCUUCCAUCUCUAGAUUUUUUUCUGUGGAAUGGGAACAGCUUCAUAAUUCGGAGGCAGUUGCUCCCUCCCCUUGCUUGCCUGAUGGCUUGUGCAAGAGAGGUGCAGCUCCUGCUGCAGCACUUUGUCAUCAACAGUUUCCAGCGGGUUCUCCCCAGAGCAGAGCUGGGGGCUAUACCAGCUUCUCCAGAAUAUGGUGUGUUUGGUCUGCAGGCUGCCUGCAGAGAUCCAGAGACUGUCACAACCUGGAAGUAUGUAUUAGGAAUGACCUAGACACUCCAAAGGCCAGACAGAGCGCAGAGAGCUCUGGUGAGAGAACUGAGGCCAGUCAUAUCAUGCAUGGCUGGCAUGAUCGCUCGUUGUUGCUGCUUAAGCAGUAAAACAUUUAAGCACAUGUUGCACUCAGUGGGAAUUAAAUACUUGAACUCUUUGCCAGGUCAGGAUCCAGGAGCAGUUGUUUGACCCAAACCCAUGGAAGUUUAAGGGGCUUCAUUUUUGGAAUCCACACUUGUUCAGUGCCCAAGCAAAAGAGCCUCAACCCCCACCCCAGGCAGGGUCUCCUAUUUCUGACCUGGUUCCAGCAGCACUGGGCAUGGUUUCUUUUACAGAGGUGAAAGGCGGGAGGCUUGACAGCUUAUGUGCAGACACAGGUAGUGGAUUGUGCAUAUCAUGAUGAUGGCUAACAUCAAGCUUUUCAGUCACUUGGCAUGAUAUGGGGGUGGGGGAAUUAUCACCACUGGGACCAGACAGACUGAAUUGCAUAUCUGAUAUAAGACGGUGGAAGUAUAGGCUGGGAUUGCCGAAGGAGCCCUGUGGGGUAAGGCUCUCAGGUCCCGCUCAACAUCAUUCCCAUCAGCCUCCUUUAAUGCCAGCCAGUCCGAGUGCCAGCCAUGCGAGGGUUUUCCAAGACAUAAAACCAGCUGUGUCACUUGCCUGACAUUAAGCACAGCUUGGCUGGCUGAAGGGAUCUGGCCCGUAGCAUCCCCUGCUACCAGCACGCACCCCCAAUUACUGUAAGACUGUUUGAAAUAAUGAUUUGAAGCAUUCGUUACAAUGUAAUUGCAUGCACAGAUUCGUAGGGAAGAACAAUGUAAAUAGCUAAUGCAAAUAGCCCAGGGAUUUUGCUAAGCAACUGAGCAAGUGGAAAAUAGCAUCUGAUUUUCCAUCCAUGCAGGCUCUGUGACCAGAUGAGAACACUGAUCAGUGGCUCGGUAGCAUGUUGGCAGUGUGUAAAUACAUUUUACUUUUAUCCAGACACUGAUAUUUGUAAAUUAGUAGCAGACAAGCGCGUAUAGUACCAGUGCCGAAAUAAACAUGUUAAUUACCAUGAAAUAUUAACAAUACUUUUCUCUCCAAAUCCCCUCCCGGAUGUUACGAAUGGCCGCAGCUGUAAUACUUGCUCCUCUGGAAGUGUUAAAGAAAAAGGAAACUCUAGCCUUUUUUGCCUGUAAGUGCUCCUGGCAGGGUAAAAGACCUUCUCCGUUUAAUGCGUAUGAUGAAAACACACGAGAUCACUGGGGCUUAUAUAAGCAGAUUUGGCACUCUUCCCCAGUUGGCAUGGGCUGUAAAUUAUCAUUUUAAAGUGUGACUAUGGUCUGAAAGGUGCCUGUGUAAAAAUAGCAACUUUUUAUUCCACAGCCCUGCCCCUUGUGUGUGCUCAGAGUUGAUGUGCUCAUAACCCCAAGCAAAAAAUAAGUGUUUGCUACUUUUUCCUUCAAUUAUCCCAGCAGAGCCCAACGCCAUUUGGAGAGGGUGAGCUGAAGUCUAUUUUGGCUCAGGCGUUGUCAACAGAA